AUGGGCUCCAUUGGCACAGCAAGCACAGAAUUUUGUUUUGAUAUGUUCAAAGAGCUGAAAGUCCACCAUGUCAAUGAGAACAUCUUCUACUCACCCCUGAGCAUCAUUUCAGCUCUCUCCAUGGUCUACCUAGGUGCAAGAGACAACACUAAGACUCAGAUAGAGAAGGUUAUCCACUUUGAUAAAAUCGCAGGAUCUGGAGAGUCCACAGAAUCUCAGUGCGGCACAUCUGUAAGCAUCCACACUUCACUUAAAGGCAUUCUCUCUGAAAUCACCAAACCAAGUGACAAUUAUUCACUAAGCCUUGCCAGUAGACUUUAUGCUGAAGAGACAUAUCCAGUCGUGCCGGAAUACUUACAAUGUAUUAAAGAACUGUAUAAAGGAGGCUUGGAAACUGUCAGCUUUCAAACAGCUGCAGAUCAAGCUAGAGAACUCAUCAAUUCCUGGGUUGAAAGUCAGACAAAUGGUGUGAUCAAAAAUCUCCUUCAUCCGGGCUCUGUUGAUCCCCAGACUGAAAUGGUCCUUGUUAAUGCUAUAUACUUCAAAGGAAUAUGGGAGAAUGCAUUUAAGGAUGAAGACACUCAAGAAGUGCCCUUUAGAAUAACUGAACAAGAAAGCAAACCUGUGCAGAUGAUGUAUCAGGCUGGUUCAUUUAAAGUGGCAACAGUGGCUGCUGAGAAAAUAAAGAUCCUAGAGCUUCCAUACGCCAGUGGAGAGCUGAGCAUGCUUGUGCUGUUGCCUGAUGAUAUCUCUGGCUUGGAGCAGCUGGAGACUACAAUCAGCUUGGAAAAACUAACUGAGUGGACCAGUUCUAAUGUGAUGGAAGACAGGAAAGUGAAAGUGUACCUUCCCCGCAUGAAGAUUGAGGAAAAAUACAAUCUCACAUCUGUUUUAAUGGCUUUGGGCAUGACUGACCUGUUCAGCCCUUCAGCCAAUCUGUCUGGCAUAUCUACAGCACAGUCUCUGAAGAUGUCUGAGGCCAUCCAUGGGGCCUAUGUGGAAAUUUAUGAAGUAGGCAGUGAGAUGGCCAGUUCUGCAGAGGUUCAGGUGGAUGUUACAAGUAUUUCAGAAGAGUUUAGGGUUGAUCACCCGUUUCUCUUCUUGAUCAAACACAACCCAACCAACAGCAUCCUUUUCUUUGGCAGGUGCAUUUCCCCUUAA
Messenger RNA from Rhea pennata, 1161 nucleotides. Its product is annotated as ovalbumin. Bases 1 to 1161 code for a protein of 386 amino acids. Gene Ontology annotation, biological process: negative regulation of endopeptidase activity. NCBI's taxonomy places the organism in Eukaryota, Metazoa, Chordata, Aves, Rheiformes, Rheidae. Gene Ontology annotation, molecular function: serine-type endopeptidase inhibitor activity. The transcript is spliced from 7 exons. The record is from RefSeq and is a predicted model, not a curated record.